CGUGUACGUGCGAAAACGGGACCUUGUCGUAGCCGCUCUUCUCUUCAUAUCUCAAGGGCCGCUGAGCACUCAUCGUUUGUGCUACGAAGUACUAAGGUAAGUACUAACCUCGUAGCACGUGUAGGCAGUUAGCCUCCACCACAUCCCGCCGCCCGCUCUCCCAAAUUGACGUUGACGUUGACGUUAUCCCCCCCCCCCCCCUUUCCCUUUCCCUUUUCCUUUUUCGCGCGUCCGUAGUCUGUCUAGCCCUACUUGUAGUCCCGUCUCCAUCCCCAGCCCAUCCCCAAUCCAAACGUUACCUAGCGGCCCCAAAGGCAUCGCCCGAAGCUCCCACGGCCGAAGCUACGCAACGGUGAGCGCAGCAGCAGCAAGCCUCUAGCGCCGGUUUUCGCUCGCUCCCGUUUCCCACACCCAAUUUCCUGGGCAGGUAGGUUCGUUGCUUGGCUGGAGGCGAAAGGCAUAAAACCGACUGCCGGCCCUCUUUGUCGGCUCGCCGGCUGCUGAUUGAUUCAAUUCCCAAUCUAGCUCGUUGCCGUGGGCUUGCUUCCUUUUCGUCUGUUUUCUUGCAGGCCACUUCCUGGAUAUCGUCGUGUCUGUAACUUUCGUCCAACCCCGUCUCAUCAUCGACGACGACGACGGUAACACUCACGUACGAUUCGCUGGCAAUCAAUUACCUUGUACCCACCAAGCUUUCGGCGACGGCAGACACAUACCGCAAACCGAUACAGCAGCAGCAGCAGCGCCUCGCAUCAGCGCUCUCGGCCAAGCUCGCAGCAGUCCACCUGACGAUCAUCCGAACCGCGUUCCGCCCCUCCCCCCGGCUGCUCCGCGUGGCACACAGGGUAGUGAGAUUUUGUGCUCGCAAGCAGCGCGAAUCGCAAGCUAUUCCACCCGGUGGAAAGCGGACGCCUGCAUCCACAGCAAGCAAAGCAAGCACCCAGGCCGCUGCUACGUGCGCUCGCUCGCCGACGAGAAGCAGGAAGAAGUGAGCCCUCGGGUCGCGCCGCAUCGCAUCGCGUCGCGUCGCAUCACAUUGCAUUGCACCACAUCGACAGUGACAUCAUCGCCGUCUCCCCCCCCCCACCGGAGUCUCGGGCCCACCCCCCUGUCCCAACGCUGAACUGAAAUUCGAACCCAAAUGGCUGGCGCAGUCGCAAAGCCCGACGCGGCUCUGGGCAAGCAGCCCGGCGCGGCUCCGGCUCCUGCAGUAGCGACCGGCGGCCGCAUCAAGUACGCCGACCCUCGCACGCUGCCCAGCUUCCCCUCGACGGGCCUCGCCCCCGACGGCGCCGCCGCCAGCGCCGCCGCCACCCUCGGCUGGUCCAACCAGAAACCCGUCGAGCUUUGGAAGCCCGACAAGACGUCCUCUGCUUCGGCCGCGGCCGUUCUCGCCAAAGACUACAAGAUGUCGCCCGUCUGGGAGCCCUCUGCUAACCCCGACGGCCACAAGGCCGCUCUCCUUGCCGUGGGCUCCGCCGGGGCCGCUCUCAAGCAGUCAAAGGUCAAGCCGCCUGCGUCGCACUCGCAGGAGACGUGGGGGAACUCGGCAGCCACGCAAGCCUUUCAUGCAAACCGCCCGUCCACUGCCGAGCCUACUAACUUGUCGCACGGUAGCUCGGCGGCGACCCAGGCCUUCCAAAUCAGCAGGACUCAAUCGGCACGGAAAGCCCAGGCUCCAUCGCCCUCACCUCAUGCGCAGAGGUCUCUUGUUGCCGCUAAGGGUGCCAUGUCGGGAGGCAAGGCCGCCGCGACCUCGGAUGUCGGCUUCAAAGAUGUCCAUGCUGCCGAAGCUAGAGCUGCGUCCAGCGCCCUUGACGGCGCGACACGCGCCCAUCGUGCGUCCAUGCAGCCCAAAGUGCCCAUCGGAGAUGCAGGCGCCGUCUCUGUCGUCACAAUGACCCGAAACAUGUUCACUUCACAUCCACCCGUGAAGCCCGAGGUGGACGAGCAGACGUACAAUGAGAGGCUACAUCAGUCUGCCCUCGACAUGGCGCGCAAGAUGUACCAGCGUCAACAGCAGAUGGUCGACCAGACAAGGGAGGCUCACGAGGAUGGUGUCCAGUCCGGCAAGACGGGCACCUAUCUCAACCUGCAGGACGCCGCGUACAAGCAGGCACAGGAGCGACUGGCCAAGCUGCAUGACGAGCACCAGCAGAGCCGCGAGUACCAGGAGUACUAUGGCAGUGGGGCGAGUCCGCGACGCAGAUUUACCGUGGGAGGCAGGUUGCGACGACGCUCCUCGUCGAGCGACGAUGUAGACGACCGCCAGCGCUCUCAAAAGAUUCGCGAGCAAAUGUCCAUGUUUUCCACCAAGCUGUCCCAAGUCGACAAGGAGAAGCGUGAAAAGGACCGCGAAGCCCUCCUGGCCGCUGCUCAGCGCAAUGUCAAGGCACGCCUGCAAGGAAUGGAUCAAAAGGUCUACCAGGAAACCGGGCGGGUGAACCCCAGCAUGGUCAGUGACUGGGAACUCAAGGCCCAGCAGGCUGCCCAGUCGCGUCACGACACCCGCAGCGAGAACCGGGGCAAGGUUGACAUUGGCGGUGGCAAAUUCAUGUCGCCAGAGGAAGUCGAUGCAAUCGCUGCGAGGAAGGUCCAGCCGGUACUCGACGAUAUCAACGAAAAGGCCGAGGCUGAGCGCGAACGGCAAGCGGUCCUCAAAAUGGAGGAGCAAGCCAGACGCGACGAGGCCGAGAAGCAAAAGGCACGAGACCGCGAGAUCAAGGACAUUCACAAGAAGACCAAGGACGAGGAGAGGCAGCAGGAAAGGGCCAAGAGACAACAGGAGAAGGAGGAGGAGAAGACCAAGCGGGAUGAAGAGAAGGCCGCAAGGGCCGAGCAGAGACGUCUGGCCAAGGAAGAGAAGCGGCGCUCCAAGCACGGUGCCAUUGCUGCCCCGGAUCAUGCCGACCAUCAAGAGCACACUGCCGUGGCGCAGGAAGCCACGCAAGGAGAGCAAGCCGCCGGACACGCUCAACCGGCUGCGAGCGCCGCCCCGCCGACUGUGGAUACCAACGCCGAAGCGCCCGACUCCCCCCAGUCCAAGUCCGAGGCCUCGACGUCUCCCACGUCUAGGGUCAAGGGGUGGAUAAGGAACCGGUUUUCUCGCGGAAAGUCGAUGAGCGAGACCGGCGACAAGCGACGCAGCUUCCUCGGAGGGGCGGCCAUGCGGGAGUACCAAGCCAACGGCAGCGCGGUCAGCUUGGAGAACCGACCCUCUAGCAUGCGAGACGUGGCUUAUGCUGGGAAGUCCAGCGACGAGCACGCCAACAAGACUGGUGGUGGAUACGCCAGCAAGUCAAUCGAUGAGCCUGUUGGGAAGACGGAUGCCGAUAACGCCAAUCUUGGCGGCGUGGAAGCCGGGCCGUCAGCCACUGACCACCACCUCGUGUCCGGGGGAGAAGCGCACGAGCCAGAUUCACACGGCGUCAGCCCCGUGAGCACGCCUCUGGAGGAGGAGAAGCGACUUGGAGUCGAUUUCGAGGAUGACGACACAAGGAAUGGCCGACGGAUUAGCAUCGAGCCUCCAAAGCCUAUUGAAGACCCCAGUAUGCGGACCGGGAGCAGUCCGAACCGAGACUCUCGGUUUCGAGAAGAGAUUGAUUCAUAACGCUGUGUAGCUGCGAUUUUUGUACGAGAUAGGGCGGGGAAUUUUGAAGUAAUGCGCGGCAGAUACAUGGAAGAGUAACAUUGUCUGCUAUAUGUUCACGAUGUUUGGAUGCCCUUGUUUUUGCCCUUGUUUUACUAAGAGAGGGCUGGAUAUAGGCUGGGGCAUGUUUGGACCAGGCAGGAAGUGGUUGCGAUUUCACAAGCUUUAGUAUGAUGGAACUGACUGAGGAAGAACUUGACACAGGCAGUACAAUCUUGUAUGAAAAAAAAAUCACACACGCAGACAGGCGUUUUGUUGCAUGCCGAACAAGAGGUCUGUUAAGGACGCUUUCCGACGAGUUCUCCUGAACAUCAGCCAGCGCCCACCCCUCACCCAUCAAGGCUUCACAUGUGUGUCCAUUAUCAAGGCACGGCUGAAUUCGGACGCAGAAGGGGAU
Molecule: messenger RNA, 4043 nt
Organism: Purpureocillium takamizusanense
Lineage: Eukaryota; Fungi; Ascomycota; Sordariomycetes; Hypocreales; Ophiocordycipitaceae
Gene: EIS1
Product: Eisosome assembly protein
Exons: 3
Coding region: 1139-3607 (822 amino acids)
Biological process (GO): eisosome assembly
Source: RefSeq, a predicted model, not a curated record